This is a messenger RNA of Penaeus monodon (black tiger shrimp), 875 nucleotides long. RefSeq names its product four-domain proteases inhibitor-like. The transcript is spliced from 6 exons. Gene Ontology annotation, molecular function: protein binding. Gene Ontology annotation, biological process: cell differentiation; multicellular organism development. Bases 16 to 459 code for a protein of 147 amino acids. NCBI's taxonomy places the organism in Eukaryota, Metazoa, Arthropoda, Malacostraca, Decapoda, Penaeidae. The record is from RefSeq and is a predicted model, not a curated record.
AAGUUGUGUCAAGUCAUGUCCCAGUUACAGAAUAUCCUGAAAGAGGGACAACCAAGAAAAAUGUUUUACAAGACGACACUCCUCAUUCUCUUCGCUGUGGCUGUCUCCGGGUAUGGAAAAGGAGGCAAAUUCAGACUCUGCGCCCGCUUCUGCCCACUGAGAGAAGAGUUACCCGUCUGUGGAUCGAACGGGAAAACGUACCAGAGUCGUUGUCACCUGGAUAAUGAAAACUGCAGAGAUGAAUCCAUUACUUUUGUGCAUCAUGGGUCUUGUGAACCUCACCAGCCUUGCCCAGGGGUCUGUCCCACAGUGUACGACCCUGUGUGUGGAACGGACGGCAAGACAUACUCUAACGUCUGCGACCUUGUGGAGGCGGCGAGGUGCGAGGGUCGGGCCGUCUCCGUUGACCACGAUGGGGCCUGUGGCAGCAAGACCUCGCCUAUCAAGAAGGGAUAUUAACAUGGCCUAUUUACGUCACAGAAUACUGAAAUAUACAGGAUUUUGUUGGACUUGGGUAUCUGUGGUUCUGUGUAGGUCCAAAUGACGAACGUCGGUGUUAUUUGUGUAAAAGAGAAUUUAUGUAUUACUAAGUAAGUUGUAACUGGGGAUGUGUGAUCAUUUAUGAAAAUAUGAUAAGUGGCUUAAAAAAAACACUUGUUUGUCUUUUGUUUUGUUUUUUGCUUUUUACCAUUCUUGUUAUUUACAUGUAUUAUUUUUGCAGUCUUUCGUGUGUGUACUUGUGUGUGGGGAAAUCCAUUGAGUAAAAAAGAUAAAUAAAUAAAACAAAACUGUAAUAGUAUAGAAUAGUAUUUAAGGAACACGUUUUGUAGUACCAACUUAUGGUAUAUCAAUGGAAUAAAAAUGAUACCAGAUCA